Vigna umbellata (rice bean) is the source of this 1647-nucleotide messenger RNA. Lineage: Eukaryota; Viridiplantae; Streptophyta; Magnoliopsida; Fabales; Fabaceae. The record is from RefSeq and is a predicted model, not a curated record.
AUUAGUACCUGGAAAGAGAACCCAACCAAACAAGCAACAAAUUAAAAUAAAAGAGUUUUCCGUCAACUGAAUCUCCAUCGUCUUUCCCCUUCGCUUCCCUUUCUCGCCUUUUCCUUCGCUGCUUCUUCUUCCGUUUCACGAUCCGUUUUCUCUCUCUCUUUCUCGGUUUCUCUUCUUCUUCUUCUUCUUCUUCUUUUGUUUAGUGUUUGUGUGUGGUGUUGAUCGUUCAUGGUGAUCGAGCAUGACAUUGAGAGCUGCGGGAGCAGAGCGGUGCAGUUGUCGCACGCUAACCACCCUCGACACCACCGCCAGAAACUGGAGGUGUACAAUGAGGUGUUGCGGCGGAUUCAGGAUUCCGAUUGCGAGGAGGCGCACGUUCCCGGCUUCGAUGAUCAGCUUUGGCUUCACUUCAAUCGCCUUCCUGCUAGGUACGCGUUGGAUGUAAAUGUUGAGAGGGCAGAAGAUGUUCUGGCUCAUAAAAGAUUGCUCAAGUUGGCGGAGGAUCCCGCAUCUCGACCUGCAUUUCAAGUUCGGUUAGUACAGGUAUAUCCUUUUGGUGGUGCAAAUUAUUCUGAUUCCAUACAUUCAGAUCCUUCUGAAAUAGAGGAUGCUCAGAGUUCUCUUAACUAUUCUUUAAAGCAGGGAAUUCAUCCACCACCCCACAUUGGUUCAUCAUCUAAUCUAGAAGCCUCCUUGCAACUUUCAAACAACCAAAAUAACAUUGAAGAGGGGGAAAAACUAAUCUUUUACUUACUAAAUUUUAGGCCCAUGCACGAGAUUACCUUUUCAACAGUUGACAAGCCUAAACUCCUUAGUCAGUUAACAUCAAUACUUGGUGAGAUGGGACUGAAUAUUCAAGAAGCUCAUGCAUUUUCCACCACUGAUGGAUUUUCUCUGGAUGUCUUUGUUGUUGAGGGAUGGCCCAAUGAGGAAACUGAGGAGCUGAAAGGUGUGUUAGAAAAGGAAAUUUACAAGGUUAAGGAGCAGAAUAUGUCAAAUCAGGGCAUACAUUGUGCUGCCAAUGAUCAUUACCAGACAAGGAUAGAGCAAUCCCCUCAUUGCAUUCAAAUACCAACUGACGGAGCUGAUGUCUGGGAACUUGAUACCAACCAGCUGAAAUAUGAAAACAAAGUUGGCUCUGGGUCAUUUGGUGACUUGUACAGAGGUACAUAUUGCAGUCAAGAUGUUGCUAUCAAAGUUCUGAAGCCUGAGCGUAUAAGUACAGAUAUGCUGAAGGAGUUUGCACAAGAAGUUUAUAUCAUGAGGAAGAUUCGACAUAAGAAUGUUGUUCAGUUCAUCGGCGCAUGUACCAGGCCCCCAAAUCUUUGUAUUGUUACGGAGUUUAUGUCUAGGGGAAGCUUAUAUGACUUUCUGCACAAACAAAGAGGUGUAUUUAAGCUUCCAUCUUUGCUAAAAGUAGCAAUUGAUGUUUCCAAGGGAAUGAACUAUUUGCACCAAAAUAAUAUAAUUCACAGGGACCUCAAGACUGCCAAUCUUCUGAUGGAUGAAAAUGAAGUGGUAAAGGUUGCUGAUUUUGGGGUUGCUAGAGUGCAAACUCAGUCUGGUGUGAUGACAGCUGAAACUGGAACAUACCGUUGGAUGGCUCCUGAGGUAUAAAUUUUCUUGGAUCAUGGUACUUCCUGUUUC